Solenopsis invicta (red fire ant) is the source of this 6855-nucleotide messenger RNA. Its product is annotated as proline-rich protein 2-like. NCBI's taxonomy places the organism in Eukaryota, Metazoa, Arthropoda, Insecta, Hymenoptera, Formicidae. The record is from RefSeq and is a predicted model, not a curated record. Bases 1345 to 2025 code for a protein of 226 amino acids. The transcript has 2 exons.
GGUGGUGGUGGUGGUGGUGGUGGUGGUGGCGGUGGUGACGUCGGUGGUAGUGGUAGCGACGAAAGGGAGGCGAAAGAGAGAGGAAGAGGAGGGCGAAACACGUGGUCCGCGAGGAAGCAGUCAGGAGACGAGGUGCGUGUGCGACUUAGUUACGCUCCUGGCGCGCACGUGCGUAUACGUGUAUAUUCGCGGGCGCUUCCGCAUGGUGGUACGUGUGUGAGUGACGAAAAUCGGAGUGAUCUUACCGGCGGUAGUAACGGUUCGCGAUUGUUAUGGGACUGUGGACGUGUGUCCUCUUUGACUUUGCUCCAAGAGCUGUAACGUGCCUGGUGACCUACGUGCCGACGCGAUCUUUCGCGAAAAGCUCGAAAUUGUGAAACGAUUCACGCGAGGAUUCGUCGUCGUCGUUUCUCUCAUUUAUUCGAGCGAGUUCCGAUCGUUCCUCUCGCGCCCGUCGGACGACUACAUCCCUGACCGCCAAGUCGGUCUGUUGACUCCGGUGGUGUGAUUCGCUCUUCGCGUCUCCCUCGCUCCGUCCCUUCUUGGCUACAUUCUCUCUCUCUCUCUCUCUUUCUCUCGCACGUGGAAGUGAGAAAGAGGGGACUUGCGCGCGCGUGCGCGCGCGCGGGCGGGCGCACUCGACGCGAGGUCGCUUGUGUUUGGAACGUCGUGAACUUUUCUGCAAUGUGACGACGCGCGGGGAAUGAAUGGUCAGUAGCGUCAUGUCGCAGCGGUACACGCGCCUAGGAGCGGGUGCGCGACCGGAGUACGUACGAGCGCCGGCCGCGGCGUCCUGAGUCGGCGAUACGCACGGCCGGAGCGGAGCGACGACCGUUGGAAAGAUGCCGGCGGCGGCGGCGGCGACGCGACCGCCGCACCACGACGACGACGACGACGACGACGGGCUCUUGUUGUUGUUGCCGCUCUUUCACCGAGAAGACCAUGACGAGCUCACGACCGCGCGCGGUACCCCGCGACCGACGAUCGACUCCUGAAGCGAAGCGUGCCGCGGUCUCCCGAGUGUGAGUGUGUGUGUGCGCGUGUGUGUGCCUUCGUCGCGCGCGAACCGGCCGGACGUCCGUGUGCGUCUCGUCUACUGUGCUGCGUGUACUGGUUUAGGUUAGGUGUGCCGGCACAUAACCUUCAAGCGCGAGCACGGCACGGAGAGAACCUGAGAACAGCCAGCCUCCGUCGAGCUGCGCGUUACCGUCCUGCAAUUAUUAUCAUUCGCGAGAACCUUUGGCCAACGAGUUUGUGCGCUCUCUCGUUUCAACUUUCGUGUCGGAUUUUCUACGCAGUGGAUGAUCGCUGAGAUGGAAUGAGCUGGGUGACCACUGGGGGACAAUGAAGGCCAAUGGGACGAACAAUGGCUGUAGCCGCCUAAACACACCAUUGGCAGCCACCACCACGCUGGAGGAUCCCGGUACACCAGCCUCCUGGAAGGGCCCGCCGCCCGGUUCGGAGGCAUCGCCCUUUACGCCCAAUUCCGUUGGCCAGGGUGGUGGUCCUGGCUCAGGUCCAUACAACAACACGGGCGGCCCACCUAGUAAUGCGGGCUUCCAAGGGCCGAGUCCAUUUCCCGGUAGCGCCGGUAGUCCAGCCGGGGCACCGCCGUACCAGGGCCCGCCGCCGGGUUCGGCGACGCCGCAGUACACCGCGUCCCCCGCGCCGAGCGGCUCCUCGACGCCCGGUCCAGGACCACCGCCUAAUUCCACCGGUUUUCCACCACCUCCGAACAAUUCCGGUCCACCGUACAACGGGCCCGGGCCCAGUCCAUUCGGCUCACCUUCCGGUGCGCCACCGCAAUUCGUCGGUCGGCCCGGCUCCUCGGGACCACCGUUUGUACCACCUGGUGCCGGUAAUCCGCAUUUUCCCUCGCACGGCCAGCCAUUCGGCGGACCACAGUACGGUAUACCACCCGGAAGUCCGUUUGGACCAGGAGGACAUCCUAUGGCUGGACCUAUGGGACCUGGACAUCCGAUGAUGGGACCCGGCGGCCCUGUCGACAGGAUGGAUCAAGGGUAAGUUUAUUCUGAUUUCUGUCGCAUGUUUUCAAUACAUUUGUUACAAAGCAAGUAAUUGUUCUAUAUCAAUAUUCAAGUACGUGGAAUUAUUACAAUAUCAUGUUUCAAUUUCAAACAAUUUUUUGCUAUAUAAUAUUUAUAGGAAAAGAGUGCUUUUACUAUGCACACAUGCUGAUCGUCUCUUAGAUAUUGAGAUAGAACUUUACCUCGCUCUGUUUUGCAAUUGUACAAUUCACGUUCAAAUCACCGACGUUCGACAUUACACUCGCGGAUCAAAGUGAAUGGUUAAAGUUUGCUAUGAAACAAUAACACCCUCAAAUAUUAUUCCUACCGCGAAUGUGCAAAUUGUGAUAAACCCCGUUACGGAAAUCGCGGACGUUAGAACGUAUUACUUUAAAUUAAGCUGCAUUUUCUAAUUAUAUAGAAAACUUUGGAAAGAUUUUAUGCACUGAGAAAUGGAGCGCGAUUUGUAGAGAAAGUUGCACGCAGCAGCGGUUACGCUAAUGAUUAUUAAUCGUAGUGAAAGUUGCUAUUAUUCUGAUUUGCAGUAAUUUUAGGUUAGAGAAUGUAGAAUAUUUAGGAAAUAUGAACGUAAAGUUUUACGAUCUACGUUUUAACGUAGCGAAUCAACGGAAACGUAUAUUUUUUUUAUUCGCGAUAUAUUAUUGGAAAAAAACUAUUUUACAUUAUUUCUUCUUUACAUCUAGAUUAUUUAUAUACACAUAGUACAAAUAAUAUAUUUAUAAUAAAAAAUGAAGUACUAACGUAAUAUAAUGAAUCAUAGUAUGAUUCUAUUAUGACGAUAUAUAUUCUUAAUUCUUUAUUGUCUAUAAUACAGUUUUCAAAUUUAUAUAUAUUUGUUUUAUUAUUAUUUUAUUUGUUUUACGCUUCUUUAUCUUUUUAUUUUUACUUAAAUUUUUACAUUAUUAUCGAUUACUUCAAUAUGUCAAGAUAAAAAGAGAAAUCCAUUCGUACAUUUUAUGUCUUUAGAAAAAUUAUAUUUUUUUAUUUAAUUUAUCUGUACACUUUCUAUCUCUUAAUAUCUUUUAUUGCACAUUCUCUUAAACAUUUUAAAACAGAGAAAGUCAAAAUGUGAAAAGGAGAAAUUAAUUAUCAAUUUGUUAAACUUGCGCGAGUAUCUGUGAUGCGUUUGGAAGGCCUAGACCAAGACAUCAAUAUAAUUGAGAUGUAAUUAAAAAUAGAUAAAUAAGCCCGAUAGAUAAAUUAAAUCUAUUUAUUAGAAAUAUUUUUGGGAGGGAGAUUUUCUGAGAAAUAAACUUUACAUUGUCAAAGUGAUUUUUUCGUGUAGAUAUAUAUAUAUAUUUUUUUUUUUAAUAAAAAGGGAUAUCAACGAUACAAAAAGUAUGCGCGAGAGUGUAAGAGAAAUAAGAGAAUAGGGUGCACGUCGGGUGUGUUGACAUUUCUAGAUAACAUGGGCCACAGGUAGCCGGCGUUAUUUACUGCUCGUCUCCCGGUCGGUCCGCAUUCUUACCGAUAAUCCUGCUCGGGUACGCUCGCAUUUACGCCCUUCGGAUUCGUCUUAAUCGUUUGCAUCGAGUCGUGAUUGCCGUUGUCCGAGACAAACACGUGGAGCUUUCGUACGCUCGACUAACUUAUCACGUGCUUCGGGCACUGCACGCAGCAGCCCGGAGGAGAGCCUUCUCUCUUACUCGUGCGCACACACGCACGCACACACACGCACACUCCGUAUGCGGAGAAGCACGCGGGGUUGCUCGGUCGAGAACGGUGGAAACCAGUUUUUCGAAUAGUUUUGUAACAAGCAUCCGGGGCUGUUACGCGCCCCGGAUUCGAUCGGUCGAAUCGGGGAAUGAGGCGGAACGUAUUAUUCGAAACUUGCACGAUGCGCGCGAUGAGGCUGGAAUGCGAGAUGGAUCGGGACGGAAAAAAUCCGUUACGGCUCUAAUAGUUCUCGGUUACGUACAUAUGCAUGUGGGACUAUGGGCUAAUACCCGCCGCGGUAUAUAACCGGGAUCAUUUUUAGGCGCGGACACGUUCGAUGGAAACAGUUGCGACACAUAGGUACACUCGUCAAAUAUAAGCGGAAAGGAGGAUGCAUUUGCACGUGUAUGCGUGUGUGGGGUGUACGCACGAUGCGCGCGCCCACGUGCCCCUAGCGUGGCGGUGGGUGCGAACGCGCGCGGUGUGCUCGUCGGUGUGUGGAAUAUUCUAAAUUCCGGCAAACCACCGAACCGAUUGCGUCAAACAUGCGGACAGACGCGAUACGCGAGUAACGCGAAGGAACUUUCCGCGUUUUCAAACGCGAGAAUGAAAUUGCAUAAAGGAAACCUCUAAUUGUAUAUGUCGCGCGAUACAUGCGAAGCAACAGUAGCUCUAUAAGAGCAAAUGCUUUACAACGAUAAAGCGUUAUGUUUCAAUGGCGGGUUUACAAACAUUUUUAAGAUAUUUCAAAUUUCGUGUUAGAGACUGUUUUUUAUCGCGUAAUAAAUGAUGAUUUUUACACUCCAAUUAAAAAUCGCUAUUAUUAAUACAUAUUGUAUUGUAUAUGUGUAUGAUUGAUUGUUCUACAAUUUGUUAGUAUUUGAGAUUAUUACGUAUAAAAAUUUAUGCAAUAUUUUCUAAAAGGAGAAAUUAAAAAAUAGAUAUGAAUCAUUAAAACAACAAUUUUAACUAAUUUUUUCUCGUUGGGCGAGAAGUAAAAAUCGCGUAAAAAUCACUCUGGCUGACUAUUUCCAAUUUAAACCUUAAGAGCAUAAAUCAAAAUCUUCUUUCGCUAUCUUUUGCAAUUUCAUGGAACGAAGCUUUAAUUCGAUGUUUAAUUGAUAGGUAGUCGAAAAACUCGAGCUUUUUUAUAUAAGUUUCCGAGAAGGAAAGUUUCUCGACUCGAAAUUCGCUAGGGAUUCGAAAGAGCGAUACAAUCGGAAAAUGUAGGCUGUAUUAAUAUGAUAUUUUAUAACCUUUGACAUUUGACGAAUAUAUUCAUACGUAUUUGUAACGUAUAUUCGAUAACGAUACUCGAUAUCGACGCGUUUCAAAAACUCAAUUUUAAGGGAUCGUGUUUGGCGGUACGUCGAUGAAGAAUGCGUGGGAAGUAGAACAACAUCAUUAGCGAACGGCGUUAUAAGCUCUCCGUUGUUCUCCGGAGGGAGUUGAAACGAGGUGAGCCGCGAAUAAACGUAACUUAAAAAGGAAGUUUUGCUAGCAAGGCGCGCCACGUGGGUGGGUGACGACGUACACAUUCAUUUCACAUUUCCCGUGCCAUCGAGCGGCCUUAGAAAAUUAAUAUUGCGAGUCAAAUGCCAUUUGUUCUUCCCGUAUUAAAAUGAACUCGGAAUGGCCGCGGCCGACCGAUCGUGUCCGAUGGAAAUUAAUAUCGCGUAUUCCAACGGCGCUAUUACGCGAGACAAAUAACGCUCGUAUUUCAAAUGAAAGACGCGACAAUUAUCGAUACCUUCUUAUUGCACGUGGCGAGAAGGCAAUUUGAUAAUGGUAAAAUUUAUGAUAAGGAAUUGUUUCGUAUUUUUCUCAAAGUAUGAUUUUACCUCGAUUUCUGCACAGCCUCGUUCGGCGUUGCGUAAAUUUAUAGUGAUAACGACGGAAGAUCGUUCAAUAGAGCGUCGUAUUGAAUUACCGGAAUAUUUUUCUGAGAACAAGGAUUAUUGCACUGGUACGAGCAUAAUCGGCGCGGGCGCGCGUCUAGAUGGAAUUUAUUAUAGCCUCGCGGUGCACGGAAGUCGCGCAUGUCAUUAAUCAGCCCCGCCGCAUCUCGGAGACACGAUAGAUUGCCUUUAAUCAGUCUAAUUAGCGAUAUAUACGAAGAUUAUUAAGUAGCCACGGGCCGAGACAGUGGUGGCGCGGCGCGGAGGUGCGCUACCGCCGACGAUUUAUGAAAUUGAAACGAGUCGACAGAGUCGAGCGAGAUGCAGUUUCGCUAACAUGAAUUUUAAUUCCUGUCCACUCUUAAUUAACUUACAUAAAUUAUAGGGUAACCCUAUAAUUUCGUCGACAUUGAAUAAUCGUCCACCUGUCACAACUUAGUUAACACUUUCCGGAGAGAAUACAUACACGCGCUUGGCCGGAGGAGCGGAGAAAUUGCAGUAAGAUAAAUUAGCUGGGAUAAAGUACGUUUCUCUCUCUCUCUCUCUCUCUCUCUCUCUCUCUCUCUCUUUCUUUCUUCUUUUUCCCGUUACAAGUAUCCUCGGCGCAUUGUUCGGGGGCAAGACCGAAAUAAAAUAAGUGGACACGAGCUUUUGGCACGGAUUGUACCGCGCGAGGUGACGUGAACUUUUGUACGAUGUUGUACGCGACCCACCUCCCUCCUCCUUUCCUACUUUCCCCCCUUUCACCCUAAACCCUCCUAGCUACCCCGGAGGGGUUACAGAGGGUGGGUCGGGGUUUGAGCGAGGCAGAGGGGACAGAGAGGGGGAAGAGUGAACGGAGGUUCUCAUAUUUCCAGUGUUUUAAUUUUUCACGAUAUCUCUCCGCACUGCUGUCUGCAAAUUAUUUGUCAUCCUCCGUUCUAUUCUCCCUUCGCCUUCUAGCAUACUUGGAUGCCAUUCUUUUGUCGAUUCCUUCAGAGAACAAGAUGCACGACGGACGGCAAGAAGAACUUGAUUGUCGCGACUAUGACGCACGGAUCGAUAGUUAGCGCGUGUUAAAGGUGGCACAAAAAUUGCAGCAAUUUCACAAAUCUCGCGAAAGCGCUCCCUUUUUCCGUCUCGCUGUCCUUUUUGUACGACGUGUGUAAGAUGGAGGAAAGCUAUAUUCUUUAUUGUGCUCGCGGGUAAUAUCGUCGAGAAAGAGAAAUUCUUAUAUUAAUUGUAAUUAUAUAAUAUAACAAAUCUUGCUUUCA